Molecule: messenger RNA, 2601 nt
Organism: Linum trigynum
Lineage: Eukaryota; Viridiplantae; Streptophyta; Magnoliopsida; Malpighiales; Linaceae
Source: the annotation of a GenBank genome assembly
AUUAUUAUUAUUAUAUUAUAUAAAUUGUUUACAAGUUUGCUUGGUUACGGUUUCUUAAGGCCACCUCAACAAUAAUUUUUUAUUAAUUAAUCAGUCAAAUCACCAUUCUCAUUCUCAUUAAUUAAACCUCCUUUUAUUUACAAGUUCAGGGACCAACUAUGUAAUUGACCCUCAGGAAAGUCGAAUUUCGUCGGAGAAGAGAAGCUAGGAAUUGAACUCUCUACUCAAUUUUCACAAAAAAAUCGAACGUUGUUCCAUUUUCUGGCUCACUUCACGCCUUCAUGGAACUUCAAUCUCACGGCAGCCUUCUGAAGGAGCCGGCGCCGGCGCCGGCGCCGGGAGGUAAUUUCCAACGGUCUCCAGUCUACACUUACCUCCUUCGAGCUGGGCCGCGACUGAAACCUCUCCAGCAGGCUCACGCCCACAUAAUCACAUUAGGAUGUGGCAGUAGUCGCUCCCUCCUCACAAAGCUCCUGACUCUGGCUUGCAAUGCCGGCUGCUCCAUUGCCUAUACGCACAGGAUAUUCCUCUCCGUCCCAAAUCCGGACGCCUUCCUCUUCAACACUCUCAUCAGAUCAACCUCCAGGUUCCAGCAUUUAUCUGCAAAUGCCCUGUAUUACUAUUCGUGCAUGAUCAUGUGCAAAGUUGAGCCCUCGAAUUAUACAUUCACUUCUGUUAUCAAAUCCUGCACGAGUUUAUUGAGUCGGAAGCACGGCAGGAUCGUGCAUGGACAUGUUUUGGUUAAUGGGUACGGAGUGGAUGUGUAUGUCCAAUCUGCACUGGUGGCUUUCUACUCGAAGGUCGGACAGUUGAGUGAUGCGGGCAAGGUGUUUGAGAAAAUGCCAGAGAGAAGUGCUGUGGCUUGGAACUCUUUGAUUUCAGGGUAUGAGCAACAUGGGCUUGCAAAAGAGGCGAUUAAGUUGUUUGAUAGAAUGAGAGAAACGGGGUCUGUUGCGCCGGAUACUACUACAUGUGUGGUUGUGUUGGCAGCUUGUGCGCAGUUAGGGGAACUAGGGCUGGGUCGUUGGGUGCACGACUGUGUGGUCGAAAAUGGGUUGGUUAUGACUGUGGUGCUUGGGACUGCUUUGAUCAAUAUGUAUGUAAGGUGUGGAGAUGUGAAGAAAGGAAGAGAAGUUUUUGAUUCGAUGAGGGAGAGGAAUGUAGUUGCUUGGACAGCUAUGAUUUCCGGUUAUGGAGCCAAUGGUUAUGGCCCGGAAGCACUGAGGUUGUUUGAUGAAAUGAAGACUAGCGGGUUUUCUCCUAAUAGUGUUACCUUUGUUGCUGUGUUAUCCGGUUGCGCUCAUGCAGGGUUAGUGGAUGAAGGACGUCGGUUAUUUGCCAGCAUGAAGGAAGAGCAUUCCUUAAUUCCAGGUGUGGAACAUCAUGUUUGCAUGGUUGAUCUUCUAGGGCGUGCUGGACUUCUUAGUGAAGCAUAUAAGUUCAUUCAGGAAUCAGUUCCACCACACCCUGCUCCUGCAAUUUGGACUGCAAUGCUUGGGGCUUGCAAGAUGCAUAAGGAUUUCGAUCUCGGAGCAGAAGUCGCGGAGCAUCUGUUAGCCGUUGAACCUGAAAACCAUGGCCACUAUGUCCUGCUUUCAAAUAUAUAUGCUUCAGCGGGAAGAAUGGACCGAGUGGAAAUGAUCAGAGAUAAAAUGAUCCACAAAUCGUUACGAAAGCAAGUCGGGUAUAGUAUCAUAGAGAUUGAUGGCAGGUCAUACUUAUUCAGCAUGGGGGACAAGUCUCAUCCCGAGUCGAAUGCCAUUUUCAAUUAUUUAGAUGAACUGAUGUCGAAAUGUGCAGAAGCGGGCUACGUAUCAGUACUGGAGUUGGCGAUGCAUGAAGUAGAAGAGGAAGAGAGGGAAUAUGCACUUAGGUACCACAGCGAGAAGCUUGCAAUUGCUUUCGGUUUGCUGAAAACUGCCCCUGGAUCCACCAUCAGGGUAGUCAAGAACAUCAGAAUGUGUGAAGACUGCCAUUCCGCAAUCAAAUACAUCUCCUUUGUUACUGGAAGGGAAAUAGUUGUUCGUGAUAAGCUCCGCUUCCACCAUUUCAAAGAUGGCUCGUGCUCUUGUUCGGACUACUGGUGAUGAAUCUCUUGGAUGUCAAUGAUCAAUCCAAUGGCAGUAGCAAGAACAUUGUGUUCAUUUUCCAACCUGCUUUACUGGUUCUGCUGGAAGGCACCCCUUCCUACAUCAGGCAUUUGGAAGCAAAGCCAUUAGCAUCUUGUAGCCCUUCGUUUCAGGUUAUCUGCUUGUACACAAACACCUUGGGUUCUGUUUUCUUAUUCGCACGUUUAACUUGAACACAGUGCCAGGUUUUCCACUUGUUCCUACUUGGCUCGAACUUGGGGAAUGCAGUUGGGAUACUGCGUAGUUACAUCGUGCAUCAUCUCCUUGAUUAAUCUCAGUUCAGUUUCCUGACAGGAUCUGAAGCCAAAUCGGUUGAAAUCGUGAAGCUGCAGAGCUUGUGACCAGGUACUCUUACCGUCUUUAUUGUUCUGCCUUCUGCGAGAUACAAAUGCUUGCUGGUAUUAGCCUAUUAGGUAUAUGGAAGAUUUGUUUAGAGGUUAUAUAUGUAAUUUAAUCAAAAUUAAUAAGGAAG